UUCCUCUGCUCUUGCGUCAUUACGCUAUGGUUCGAGCGUUCCUGUGAGUUCUCGACCAAUCCGGGAGCAGAAUGAGGGAGCUAACAUAAGUUGUCUGUAGUGUCAUUUCCACUGGCCUUACAAGACCACUCAUUUUGCAGACGAGACUUAGUCAACAUGUUGGGAAACCUCUUGGGGCCACACAAAGCCGAAGGGGCUUCGAGCCCCAUUCUCGGCUGCAGUAUCUUAGCCUGGAUCGCUCCUAUCCAGACCAGCCCUUGCUCUUUCCUUUUCCGUGUUAGGUAGCACUGAGGAACAGGUCACAGACUCAGUAAGAACUUGGUAAGAACAAGCAGCCUGCAGCCAGCUGCCACGCUCGCCAGCCAAAGACCACACACACACAAACACAUUACGGCCCAGGAAGUGCUUGCGCAAGCGCAGAAGCCGAAGCGUGGAUAGGCGGCGCCUCAAACUUGGGAUCCGCCUAGCGGUCACGUGCUUCCUCUCCGGCGGAAGACUGAGCGGCUGCGCUCGAGGGAAUCCCCUACUCGGGGGUCUCCCAGGGGGCGGCCGCUCUAAUGUCGGGCUCGGGGAGACUGGAACUGCGGCCCUGGAUUCGGGAUCUGAUCCUGGGCUCAGAGACACUGUCAAGUCCACGAGUCGGGCAGCUCCUGAAGGUACUCCAGGACUCGGAGAGUCCCGGCCCGUCAUCCGCGCCUGACACACCUAACACCGGGGCCGUGUUGCUCGUGUCAGACGGGACCCACAGCGUCCGCUGCCUGGUGACGCGCAAUGCCAUCGACACGUCCGAGUGGGAAGAGAAAGAGUUCGGAUUCCGUGGGACCGAGGGCCGCCUCCUGCUGCUGCAGGUCUGCGGGGUUCGCAUUCAGGUUGCUCAGGAUCGUGCGCCUGCGGAGUUCUACCUCCAGCUGGACCGCUUUAACCUGCUGCCGUCGGAGCAGCCCCGGGUACAGGUGACUGGUUGCAAUCAGGAUUCAGAUGUGCAGAGAAAGCUCGGUGAAUGCCUUGAGGACCACCUUUCAGAGUGUGCUUCUCCCGGUGCAGGCCUAACGCUGUCUCAGCUUCUGGAUGAGGUGAAGGAGGACCGGGAUCAUCGGGGGGCACUAGCCCAUCUAGCUGAGAGCUGCCUGCUGCUGUCAGGCCCUUACACAGCCACCCCCCUCACCCGCUGGACGGCCUCUUGUUUCCAGGCCACGGAAGAAACUGUGUUCACUGUCUCUAGCCUAUUGCUGCACAUCUCUGAGAAUGACGAGCAGAUUCUGAGUUCUGUUGGGUCAAGUCAGAAGGCGCAGGGAAACCUUGCUUCACUCAGGCACGCACCAGUGGAGGAAAGCGAUGCCAGUGUUAGCCUUCUGUCAGCCUUGGCUGCAUCAGACCCUGGACAGAAGGACAGCUUCCAGCCUCUACCAGCUGCUUGUUCAUCCUCCCUGAGACCUCAGGCUCCCAGAUCCCCGCCUCAGAGUUCUACACCCAACUCCCCACUCCUGACCUGUACCCCCAGUAUCUCGCCCCCACCCCGUGCCUCUGGUCCAUACCCAGACCAUAGCCUGGAGGUCAGGCAGCUCCAGUGGCCUAUCAAGAAACGGCAGCUUUUCCCAAGAACCAGAGCCAAGGGAGCCCAAGAACCUGACUGUGUCUGGCCCCCUUUUCAGAAACCCCCAAAGAGGCAUCAUGAUGCUUCCGCUUUCCAGUAUAAAUAUGAGACACCCUCUGCCUCGCUCCAUGCCCAGGUCCAAACUGCCAGGCUUCCUCCUCAGCUUGUAGCUUGGGCCUUGAGCUUGGUGAUGGAGUCAGAGUCUGAGUUAACACAGCCAUGAGGAGUCACCUGGACAUAUCAGAGGAUUCGUACACACAGGUCUACGGACAAACAGUAUUCCAUACCCUGUUUCAUUCAAGUUUUUUAAUAAAAUAAUUUCAUGCGGCA
Messenger RNA from Mesocricetus auratus (golden hamster), 1924 nucleotides. RefSeq names its product ACD shelterin complex subunit and telomerase recruitment factor (gene Acd). The record is from RefSeq and is a predicted model, not a curated record. The coding region runs from base 558 to 1817 and encodes 419 amino acids. Gene Ontology annotation, molecular function: telomeric repeat DNA binding. Gene Ontology annotation, cellular component: chromosome, telomeric region; shelterin complex; telomerase holoenzyme complex. The transcript is spliced from 11 exons. Gene Ontology annotation, biological process: telomere capping; telomere maintenance via telomerase. Lineage: Eukaryota; Metazoa; Chordata; Mammalia; Rodentia; Cricetidae.